UUGGGCGUUGCUGUGAUGUCGGAAAGAGCGUUCUUCAGACAUCAGGACCAGGUGCUUUUCAAAGCUGUGAAGCGAGUUUGGGGCGAGCAGCAGUUUGCCAUGCUCUGUCUGCUACAGGCAGAAGGGGAACCCAUCGUGUGUGGUGGUGACGGGCGUGCCGACACCCCAGGGCAUUGCGCUAAGUACGGCACCUACUCAACAAUGGAGCUCCGGAAAACAGCUGUUAUUGACGUACAACUUGUACAGAGCAAUGAGGUUGGAGGGUCCUACCACAUGGAGAAAGUGGGACUGCAGCGAUCCCUUGAGAAAGUCCAGGGCUUUGUGGAUGUCGGAACUCUCGUGACAGACAGACACAUAGGCAUCAACAUGAUGAUUAGAGAGGACCAUCCAGACAUCACGCACCAGUUUGACAUAUGGCAUGUAGCCAAGAGUGUCAAGAAGAAGCUGCAGAGCUUGGACAAACUAGAGGUUGCCAGGACCUCAAACCCUGGGUGGGGAAGUAUUAUAAACCAUCUGUACUGGUCCGUGGUCUCGACGCCUCCUGGCAGUGGACAACUUGUGGUGGACAAAUGGACAUCAGUCAUCGAUCACAUCCACAACAGGCACACCGGGUUCGAGGGACUGUUCUCUUCUUGUGCGCACGGAGUCCUGGAAGGCAGGGAACAGCGUAAACCGUGGCUGAGUUGUCAUACGAAGGUGUCUAUUGAAGUGGAGAAGAUCAUCCGGAACAAGAGGCUGUGUGCAGAUAUACAACGCCUGUCCCCGUCACACCAGACAUCCUACCUCGAAGCAUUCCAUAGCGUGAUUACCCACUUUGCGCCAAAGAUGUGCCACUUUUCAUACAAAGGAUGGAGAGCAGAGGGAUCCUGGCUGCUUUGCAUUUCAACGAGAAUGCCAACAGGGAGCAGCGGAGCAGACACGAUGGCGAGAUGAUGUUCAACCUGCGGUAUCCAAAGUAUAAGAAGGGCGGCUACAUUGUGAGGAAAGUCUUACAGGAGCCAUCUUUUGGCUAUGCUGAAGAGCUGAUGCGGAUGGUGGAGGCCAUGUGUCGAGGUGAGGACUACAACGGUGAUGACUUUGACAUCCAGACCCGUCCCCUGUUACAGAGCCACUCAAUGCAUCAUUCGAAAAGCCGGAUAAGAGGGCAGCAGUCAAUGCACAUAUGACCCGCUUUAGCAUUACAAAUAACAC
Molecule: messenger RNA, 1191 nt
Organism: Eleginops maclovinus (Patagonian blennie)
Lineage: Eukaryota; Metazoa; Chordata; Actinopteri; Perciformes; Eleginopidae
Exons: 6
Coding region: 16-933 (305 amino acids)
Source: RefSeq, a predicted model, not a curated record